Messenger RNA from Ictidomys tridecemlineatus (thirteen-lined ground squirrel), 2188 nucleotides. It is a transcript of the gene Plk1, whose product is annotated as polo like kinase 1. The record is from RefSeq and is a predicted model, not a curated record. Gene Ontology annotation, molecular function: protein serine/threonine kinase activity; protein binding; ATP binding. NCBI's taxonomy places the organism in Eukaryota, Metazoa, Chordata, Mammalia, Rodentia, Sciuridae. Gene Ontology annotation, cellular component: cytoplasm; kinetochore; centrosome. Gene Ontology annotation, biological process: mitotic spindle organization; protein phosphorylation.
UUGUAACGUUCCCAGCGCCGCGUUUGAAUUCGGGGAGGAGCGGAGCGGUGCGGAGCCGAGCCUCUGCACCCAGCCAGGUCUGCUGAGCAACUCUGGGAACAUGAGUGCGGCGGCGACUGCGGGGAAGCUGGCGCGGGCACCAGCCGACCCAGGGAAAGUCGGGGCUCCGGCUGCUGGAGCCCCAGCGGCUGCUCCACUAGCGAAAGAGAUCCCCGAGGUCUUAGUGGACCCACGCAGCCGGCGGCGCUAUGUGCGGGGCCGCUUUUUGGGCAAAGGCGGCUUCGCCAAGUGUUUCGAGAUCUCGGACGCAGACACCAAAGAGGUGUUCGCGGGCAAGAUCGUGCCUAAGUCUUUGCUGCUUAAGCCGCACCAGAAAGAGAAGAUGUCCAUGGAGAUCUCCAUUCACCGCAGCCUGGCCCACCAGCAUGUCGUAGGCUUCCACGGCUUUUUCGAGGACAACGAUUUCGUGUUCGUGGUGUUGGAGCUCUGCCGCCGGAGGUCGCUCUUGGAGUUGCACAAGAGGCGGAAAGCCCUGACCGAGCCCGAGGCCCGCUACUACCUGCGGCAAAUCGUCCUGGGCUGCCAGUACCUGCAUCGAAACCGGGUGAUUCACAGGGACCUCAAGCUGGGCAACCUCUUUCUGAACGAGAGUCUGGAGGUGAAAAUAGGGGAUUUUGGACUGGCAACCAAAGUGGAAUAUGAUGGGGAGCGGAAGAAGACCCUGUGCGGGACUCCUAAUUACAUAGCUCCCGAGGUGCUGAGCAAGAAGGGGCACAGUUUCGAGGUGGAUGUGUGGUCCAUUGGGUGUAUCAUGUAUACCUUGUUAGUGGGCAAACCACCUUUUGAGACAUCUUGCCUAAAAGAGACCUACCUCCGGAUCAAGAAGAAUGAAUACAGUAUUCCCAAGCACAUCAACCCUGUGGCUGCCUCCCUCAUCCAAAAGAUGCUCCAGACAGAUCCCACUGCCCGCCCCACCAUUCACGAGCUGCUCAAUGACGAGUUCUUCACUUCUGGCUACAUCCCUGUCCGUCUCCCCAUCACAUGCCUCACCAUCCCACCAAGGUUUUCAAUUGCUCCCAGCAGCCUUGACCCCAGUAACCGGAAGCCUCUCACAGUCCUCAAUAAAGGCACAGAGAAGCCCCAGCCUGAUCGUCCUCGGGAAAAAGAGGAACCAGUGGUUCGGGAGACGAAUGAGGCGAUCGAAUGCCACCUCAGUGACAUGCUGCAGCAGUUACACAGUGUCAAUGCCUCCAAGCCCGCAGAGCGAGGGCUGGUGAGGCAAGAGGAGGCGGAGGAUCCCGCGUGCAUCCCCAUCUUCUGGGUCAGCAAGUGGGUGGACUACUCGGACAAGUAUGGCCUCGGGUAUCAGCUGUGUGACAACAGUGUAGGGGUGCUCUUCAAUGACUCCACACGCCUCAUCCUGUACGACGACGGGGACAGCCUGCAAUACAUAGAGCGCGACGGCACCGAGUCCUACCUCUCCGUGAGCUCCCACCCCAACUCCUUGAUGAAGAAGAUCACCCUCCUGAAGUACUUCCGCAAUUACAUGAGCGAACACUUGCUGAAGGCGGGCGCCAACAUCACGCCCCGCGAGGGUGACGAGCUCGCGCGGCUCCCCUACCUGCGCACCUGGUUCCGCACGCGCAGCGCCAUCAUCUUGCACCUGAGCAAUGGCACCGUGCAGAUCAACUUCUUCCAGGACCAUACCAAACUCAUCCUGUGUCCGCUGAUGGCAGCCGUGACCUACAUUGACGAGAAGCGGGACUUCCGCACGUACCGCCUGAGCCUGCUGGAGGAGUUCGGCUGCUGCAAGGAGCUGGCCAGCCGGCUGCGCUACGCCCGCACCAUGGUGGACAAGCUCCUGAGCUCGCGCUCGGCCUGCAACCGCCUCAAGGCCUCCUCCUAGGCCUCCCCUUCUGGACUGGCGCCUCCUCACCCCCACCAGCUCCCGGGCCUGCGCUGGUUGGCUCCCGUGGGCAGUUUCUGUAGUGUGCCCCAGCCCUGGGGGCUGGGCAGGAGCUCCGUGGCCCUGCAGGUGGGGUGUGUAAGUUAUUUUUGUACAUGUUGGGGUGUGGGUUCUGGCUCCUGCUCUCACUCGGCCCACCAGAUGAAUUGCACAGAGAAUUUCUAUUGAAUCGGGACUGCCCCUUCCUCAGCUUUAUACGCAUUAAACACACGUGAAUCUUCA